Molecule: messenger RNA, 5919 nt
Organism: Anas platyrhynchos (mallard)
Lineage: Eukaryota; Metazoa; Chordata; Aves; Anseriformes; Anatidae
Gene: WBP4
Product: WW domain binding protein 4
Biological process (GO): mRNA splicing, via spliceosome
Cellular component (GO): precatalytic spliceosome; nucleus
Molecular function (GO): RNA binding; zinc ion binding; protein binding
Source: RefSeq, a predicted model, not a curated record
GAGGAGGAGGAGGUGGUGAUGAUGAAGGGCGGGUGGAGCAGAGCUGGGCUUGAGCCCUCCCGGCUCCCAUCGCCGCGCUCCGCCCCGCUCCGCCCCAGCGGCACCGGCGGAGGGCAGCGGUGGAAGAGGCGGCGGCGGCCAUGGCCGAUUACUGGAAAUCUCAGCCCAAAAAGUUCUGCGAUUACUGCAAGUGCUGGAUAGCAGACAACAGACCUAGCAUAGAGUUUCAUGAAAGAGGAAAGAAUCAUAAAGAAAAUGUGGCAAAAAGAAUUAGUGAGAUUAAAAAGAAAAGCUUGGAAAAAGCAAAAGAAGAAGAAAACAUGUCAAAAGAAUUUGCAGCAAUGGAGGAGGCUGCAAUGAAAGCAUAUCAAGAGGAUUUGAAAAGGCUUGGAAUCAAGCCAGAUGAGGUAGGUCCCAGUUCAGUGCUGAGUAAAACACUGAGUAGCACAACAGAAGAUAAAGGAAAGAAGGAAAAGAAGGAAAAGAAAGAAAAGAAAGAGAAGAAGGAAAAGAAAAAAAAGACAUCUCCGGGCGCCUCAGAGUCACCGAAAGUUGAAACGAAGGAGUGGGUGCAAGGACUUUCUCCUGAAGGCUACACUUAUUACUACAAUACAAAAACAGGAGAAUCACAGUGGGAAAAACCUAAAGGAUUCCAAGGCAACUCUAAAAAUUCGCAAACGGGAGCAGUGUGGGUAGAAGGUGUCACUGAAGAUGGUCAUACCUAUUACUAUAACACACAAACAGGAGUGUCCACGUGGGAGAAACCUGAUGGUUUUGUUUCAUCUUCAAAUGAGAACAGUAAGCGCGGCAAGCGUUCUGAAGAGGGUGCAGAAACAGGUUCCAAAGCAUCUGAAUCGGACUCCAGUGAGGAAGACAGUGAAAGUGAAGCACAAAGUCCAGGAAAAAAAUCCAAGAGGAAAGGAGAUGAUGAAUCAGAGGAAGAGAAAUCUCCCAAGGCUAAAAAGCUAAGCCCUUAUGGGACAUGGCGGGAAGUUAAUCUGGAAGAAGAGCGUGCAUCAGCUUCCAAAGAUUAUUCCAGUGACAAUCCUUAUGGAAAAUGGCAAUCAAUUAAAAAUGAGGAAGAAGAAGAAGAAUCAGGUGAAAAAGUGGACCUGGAGCUUCCUAGUACAGAGAGUGACAACGUGCCAGCUCCAGUGCUAGAGGUUCCUGAAGAUGCCCAGGUGAUAUUUACGGAGAAGACAGUUACCUCCCUUGGAGACCUGGCAGAAGGGGUGCCGACGUUUAAAAAGAGGAAAUUUGAAAAUGGGAAAUCCAGAAACUUAAGGCAAAGACUAAGCGAUCAGUAGCAAAUAAUUUUAGAUUCCAUUUAGGCUGGAGGGAAUCAAAAGUUUAAUAUUUUCAACAGGCUUUUAUAAAGAAAAUGUUGGAUAGAAAAUAAGGAUUUACAGGUAUUAAAACGUAUGUGAGUUGUACUAUUUUUUUAUUUUAUUUUGAUGUGAGUGCAUUUGGAAUGGAAGUUUGUGCUAUAUUACUUAUGCAAUACUGUAAAUAGUUUUAUGUUUUGUUUUAACCAUGCCAUCUAAGCUCAAUUAGCUCAGUGUAUGCUGUCAUUUGGUCAGGUUUUUUACCCCUUUUCUAAGUUUGGGACAAUGUGCUAAUGCUUUAUCUGCAAAAAAAUGAUACAGACCUUUUAUUUUUACACAAGAACUGGAUCAGUGGCAUGUACUAGAGAGUAAAAUCACCUCCCAAGAUAAUCUAUGUGGAGUAGUUUCCUAACUAAUGGGUAAAAGUACUGUGCUUACUAACCUCUAAUUAAUUGCUUGCAAACUAGUAGGCGAUGAGAGUUCCAACAUUUCAAGUAGAUAAACUGAAAGCUGUUUUUAGGGGAGUUAGUCACACCGGUGCUGCUCAUUUCUAAUGGUAUUCUAAAAUAAAUUAAUUGUGUACAUGCAUGAUCAGUUUGUUAGAGCUCUGCUGAAGGUUUAAACCUGAUGAAUCUGAUUUUUAAUAACAGCUCUGGAGCCACCUCUGUCAAAGUAGUAGUUUUCUGUGCUUUCUUCCUGAUGCAUUUUGCUUUAUUGUUGUUUCUUCUAGGAUUUUUCUUUUUACACAUCACGUUUUCUAUUUUUUGGUCUUGUUUCCUUUUUGUCUCUUUCCUCAUAAAAAGCAAUUACAUAACAUUGUCAUGAAAAAAUAUUCCAAAGAUCUUGCCCUGCUACAGCAUACAGCAUCCUUUUUGAGGCUGGUGGUUUUCCUCUGCUGGUAAGAGGAACGCAUUGAGUAGUGUUACCUAGGCUGGGAGGGGCUAAGCUUAUCGAAGCUUCAUCAUUCCCAGUGCUACAGGAGAGGAAAAUAAAAGAUGAGUGAGUGGAGCUGGUGGCUGAAUUGUCCAAGCUGGCUGCUCGGGCUGUUAGAAGUUGGCAGUGUAAAUGCUUAGGUGUUUUUUUUAAAGGAUUUUAAGUUAAACUUCUUAAUCUGAUGAGUUUUGUCUCCGUUUAGCAUCGUCAAGAUUCAGUGGCUGCGUUAGACGGCAGUUCUACUUUCCUGCUUCUCUAGGUAUCAAAGAAAGAGCCAAAAAGGCUGAAAUCAUGAAACCAUUGAGAAACACACCUCCAUUUCUAAAGCCCACAGCGUUUGGCUCAGGAGAGUCUUGGUCAGAAACAGAGAGCAGAGUUAAGGCAGCUGUCAGAGUCCAGCCACAGCAAAAUACAGCUGGUAACUGCUGAGCUUGAACUUCUUGGGGAAAAGACCUAAUCUGUCAGACCAGCUGGCAAAGGAGUGGGAAUCUGGUCUAUCAUACAUUACAAGGGAAGCUGAGGUCCUUUUUUUUUUCUCUCUUUAUGGUGUGACAUUUUUUUUGUGUGUAGAAGUGUUUUGGAGUGUAGGUUUUAAUCAUACAUGCUUGUUUGUUAGGGUUGUGUUUCUUCUGAUGUUUGUUUUGAAAAGUUUGAACAUUUUCUGUCAUAUCUAGCUCUGCAUGCUCAUUGAAAGCUACAGGUGACCACUGGAUGCUCUCAGAGUCCAGGAGAUGCAGGAAUACACACGUUUGUUCCACAUGAAAGACCUCAUAUGCAAGGCUAGAACAGAAGUUCCCCUUCUACCAUGGAGAGGUUGACAGGUUUCUUUUUCAUAAACACUUUAAGCACCUUCGUAAAAAAUGUGCUCUGCCAGCAGUUCUCUUCCUCCAUUCCAGUCUGAGGUUGCCUAAACUAUAUGUUAAGGCAGACUGAGACCAUGUGUGAUGCCACUAACACUUCCUUAGCAUAUUGUAAAUAAUUCUUGAUACAUCCCUAAGCCACAUUUGCCUUUUUUUACACACUGUCUGCUGCAGGUGCCCUGUGCUUUGCCAGUUCAACCAGCUCUUUCUGCUCCUUGGCCAUUGCUGACUGCUGAGUUAGCAGCUGAUUGUUCUUUCCUUUCAAUAAACUGUUUUUUAAUGAUUUUGUUUUGCCCUGCUGUACUCAUCCUCCUUCUGUUAACUCCUGAAGUAUAUUUAUUUCUUUCUGAUGUGUCUGCAAAAUGAUUUUAUUACUUACUAGUGCUCUUUUUCUGUGGGCUCCACUUUUAAUAUCCUCUGAAGAGGACGUCUUCCCCAGCUUAGUGAAGUUCCCAAAAUAUUGUCAUUUUCUCUUUAAAACGUUUUGUCAUAUCGAAAUCCCCAUAGGCAGUAAUUCCAGAUACCUGUAACUAAAUUGCUUAAGCAGAUGUUUAAAAACAUCUGAAAACAGAAGUGUUCCAGGCUCGUUUCCUCGAGGAGCUGCUGCUAAUAGUAAUGUGAACCAAAGGUCUUUGCCAAGUGCUGAGCUUUCACAGACAAACCAAAGCUAGUGUUUACCUUAGGGGAAAGAAUUAAAUGUUUUCUUUGUUCGCCACGAGUUGCGUUGGGUUAACUAAUGCUGAUGUGACUUCCCAAGCCAGGAUUUCACCAGAAGUGCAGCUCCUCUCUCCACACUGCCUCUGCAGAUCAGUUUGGAGAGAGCAGUUUGUUGCUGGCCCUCGAGUGUAAUAAGAGCCAGUUGAAACCAACGUGAUACUUAGAAAGUCACUGUUUAAUUUUGCACCGUGCUGUCAUUUGAUAUCCUUAGUGUGUGUCUAAACCAAAUGUUUUCUCUUGUGUACAAAAAUGCAGCCUUGUAUGAGAAUUAGGGCAGACCCUGGUGUUCCAGGGCAUCUGUUCUGCAGAGAUAGCUCUCCCUUCUGCCCUAUCUCCCUGCAAAAUCUUCUGCCUUUGGAAUCUGCCAUAGGAAUCCUCCAGGUAUUAGCACAGUUAUGCUCCUCAUCUGCUAAUCCUUCCUUGGGCUGCACUGACUUUUUGCAAAGGAAUGUUCCUGUUUCAGAGGAGCAGUGUUUUGUUUUCUCACAAAUCCGUUUUCUAUCACUCAGCCUGUUUUUAUCCGCUCACAUGUGGUUUUUUUUUGCAAGCACCUUGAGUUAGGGCCACAUCCUUGGCUUUAUUUGAAGUCGCUUCACUGCACUGUCUUCGUUUCCUUGCAUCACCUUUCACCAGUCUUGUCUCUUGGAAGGAGAGCUUCGCAGCCUGUCUCUGCUGUGUGCAUUUCGACAGGAGGCCUGCCUGAAGUUGGCGAUGCUUUUAGAAGCACGUAUGUUGCAUAGGCUAAAAGGGAAGGUGAUUUUUUCCUUGGCGUGUAAUUCAGCGUGACAGGAGCUGUGCAGGGAGCACCUGCUCAGUUCAACCCAGGUUAUAGAGUAAUCUUUGUUCCGAUUUAGGCCAAGCCAAAUUUUAACCCCGCACCUGGGUAUUUGUAGAAUGAAAUGGAGACUUUCCCAGCAGAGAAAAUGUUUUUUGUAGUUUGACUCUCUGCUGCUGCACCAUUGAAACCAAAUACUCGGACUGAGAGGAUGGGAGGACAAGUCCUGACAUGGAUCUGAGUUAAAUUCACUACCUGGGCACCUAUAAAAGCAUUUCUCCUUCCCCUCCCUGAAAAUAAUGUAAUUCCAGUGCAUAUUUUGGCCCCUCAGAAGGGGAGUAAAAACCCAUUUAAUGCUGCCUGGCCUCCUUGGUUUGCUUUUUUGAGUCGUGCCUCCCCUUCCUCGUACUUCUUUAUUAUUACUGGGGUCUUCCUCAAGCCAUCUUCCUCCAGUAGUCCUAGCUAUGCACAUCUCCCUCUUACCGCUGUGCCGUGCUGUGCGUACACUUUCCCUCAUCCCCGCUGAGCUCUCCAGAAGGUUUGGUCUUCUCCUGCGCAGGCCACGGUGUCUCCACCUCCCAGCCUCAGCAGGAUGCUCGCCUCGUGCCCUGGAGAAGCACAGCCCCAGCUAUUUUGGCUGGUUUUGCUCUUUUGGUUUUCUGGUUUAUUUUCUUGAAAGAGAUUUCAUUGCAUUCUUCACGGAGGGCUUGUGGCCCUUAACUCCUUGCACUUGCUGCUUCAAAAGCUGUCCGUGUCCCUUCGGCUGGCCCUUCAGUUGUGUCAGCCCCAUCUUCUCGGCCUCUUGUGUCCACCUCUCGGGUCCUCUUACCUUCUGCCUGCUCCUCAACGUGGAGAUCGUGUUAGCUGUUUGUGUGAGGAAUGAGGCUAGCUUUGGGAAAUGUUUCGGGAUAGAGCUCGAAUAAAAGUUUCUGUACAAAAUAAAUAAAUAAAAAUGUUGCAAGUAACCUGAAAGAGGAUAAAUUUGCCCAAGAGGAUUCCUGGGGAACAUCAGCAAGCACAGGUUUGGUUUUAGCUGUGCACGUAGAAGCAGAUCACGUUACAAACCAGCAGGCAGCAUCACGCAGCCCCCAUGCUAGACACCAGGUUUGGAUCCCUUGCUUUACCAAGGGUGCAGUGAGGAAGGAACCAUGGGAGCUGUUCGCAAGCAUUUGUUUUACUCUGAGUGUUGUCUGCAAAACCAAACAGCUGCUUUCCCAAACAACUUCUCAGUCGCAAGGGCAGAGUACGGCAAGCUCUUGAAGUGGAGUUCACUAUGAAAAUACCAAAUAAAGCUCUCAUUUCAACCAUC